This is a messenger RNA of Varroa destructor (honeybee mite), 2557 nucleotides long. Its product is annotated as 5-methylcytosine rRNA methyltransferase l(2)10685. NCBI's taxonomy places the organism in Eukaryota, Metazoa, Arthropoda, Arachnida, Mesostigmata, Varroidae. Gene Ontology annotation, cellular component: mitochondrial large ribosomal subunit. The record is from RefSeq and is a predicted model, not a curated record. Gene Ontology annotation, molecular function: RNA methyltransferase activity. Gene Ontology annotation, biological process: rRNA methylation.
GAUCGACGACGUUAAGUGAUUCCGUGACACUGAACAGUUACUGAAGCCACAGGAUUGCCAUCUGAGAGUCUGUCCGCCCAGAGUUUGCCCCAUGCAUUGGCAACGAAAAAAACGAUCUCCUCCCACUGCGACUAGCCGCAUCAGGCAAACUCGAACCCAUCAUCGUUGUGUUUGCAUGACGCCAGAUGCGCGAAACUUUCUCCGUGCCUGCCAUUCCCUGUGCACAGUUUGCUACCUGUACUUUUUAUUUAGUUAUUUUGCAUAAAAAAGGCACUGCAAAGCAUUGCUGUACAUUUUAUUAUUGAUACGAACUGCGUGCAGGAUGUCGGUUGUAUUUAGUUCUCGAUUAACAAGCGUCAAUAGACUUCGAAAAUGUACACAGAUGCCCCAAAUGCGUAAACCUUGUGCACUUUUCAGUCAAAACUUGCACCUAAAAAACAGCCCUCGCAAUUCGCAAUGGAUCACUUCGACGCGUUCUAUUCAAAGGUGUUCGGUCUAGAUGCCUGGAGAUCGAUGCGGAUUGCGUUACUGAGCAAGAAGAAAUAUUGUGCCGUUGUAAAUCCUUUCGCCGUUACAGAGGAGCUCAUAGAAAGAUUACGCUCUAUCGGAUGUCGUGAGAUAGUUGGACGACCUACUAAUGUUGAUACCUGGGAUGCUUCACCGGAAGUACAAAUGACGGAUUUGCCAUUACCCAUGCCUGACAUUAUGCCGAAUGAGGAAGAUGCAGUUUUUGAUGAUUCUUCUAGGUUUAUUCGGAAAGGAAAUACAGAACCGUUGUUGAGUUUUGUUCCUGCUACGGAAAUUGUUGCCCAGGAAGAAAUAAUCGACGAGGGACAGUACUUUAAUUUUUUACAACCGGAAGGUGAUAGCGAAUUGGCCAUGAAAACCCACAAGCCGCUGCCAGCUCUGCCUCUACACGUGUACACAUUUCCUCGAGGUGUCAUCAGCGAUUUCCCAAGUCCUAAAAAAACAACUAAUGGACUUUUUGAGUAUUAUCUGAUGGACGCUGCUUCGCUCUUACCUGUAGUAGCUCUUGGCCUUGAGCCUGGAGAUGACUUUGCUGAUUUUUGCGCGGCGCCUGGAGGGAAGACUCUGGCCGUAGCUUUUACGCAAAAAACACGAGUGCACUUUUGUUCUGACAUAUCCGCGAGUCGCGUGCAAAGACUGAAAGGAAUACUAGGCAGCUAUCUUCCACCCGAAGAACGUGCGAAGAUCACAAUCAAGCUAGCUAAUAUGACCCUAAUUUCUGAUAAUUCGACCUACAAUAAGAUUCUAGUCGACGUUCCAUGCUCAAAUGAUAGAUCUUCGCUAGAGAGUGAAGAGAACAACAUCUUUCAUCAAAUCCGUGUCAAGGAGCGGCUUUCCCUGCCGGAAACCCAGAAAGCUAUUUUAACGCAUGCACUUCGUCGACUACGGCCAGGUGGUGCAACUGUAUAUAGUACGUGCUCGUUGUCACCGGUUCAGAAUGAUUCAGUUGUGUAUAUGACGCUGCAGAGCUUCAAACAGAUGAAAUUUGUCAUUACAAAUCUUAGCGAGACUUUUUCGCCCUUCGUAGAACAAGGCUUGUUUCACCUGUAUGACAAAUGUCGUUAUGGCCAGCUUGUCAUGCCUAACUUAACAAGUAAUUUCGGCCCGAUGUAUAUUUGCAGAAUUGAAAGAGUCAAAUAGGUACUCCUUCGUUACAUCUUUUCAUGUUUAUAUAUAGGAGAAUAAUAGCAUGCUAAUAGUCACCUUUUAGUUGCGAUGAACACUAGAAAAGGAGGUGGCAAGCAGUGUGUCUAAGACGCAGGUAAAAUUAGAGACCGCAAACACAUAUAUCUCAUAGACUACACGGAUGUGAGGUUCGAUUGUUGAAGUAAAACAAAGUUUUCACCUUGAUAUAAUAGACAGUUACACGAUGAUGGUAUCAUUUAUCACAGAUGUAGCUGCAAUAUAGCGAUGCCUUUUUGAUACCACAGACGUCUUGAUACUGUCUGGUAAUAGUUUAUCAUUGAAAUAAAAUUAAUUAGGUUGCUAAAUUGAAUUAUUUUAUUGUAUUAGGUAAUACCUAGCGUUCGGUAAUUUCAUAUGUGCAGUGAGUACUCAUGCACGUACCCUUAAGAACCUAUUUAAUAAUUAGAGUGCAACUGGAAGAUCAAUUCAGGUGCAGAACUUGAAUUACCUUAUUUUAGACAUCAAAGCAUCAUCGGACGCUGCGAUAAUUAUUCAGCUCAAAAUAUUGCUGUAAGCACUACUUAGAAAUGCAUAACGUUACGUAGUGACUCCGGGUUAGCCCUAGGAAUGAGCGGAGCAGACCGAAUUUAGACGUGUAAUUUUUAACACACGUUGUACCUUAGACAACAUUGGAUGGUUGAGGGAUUAAAAAGGCAAGGACUGCUAUUUCGAAAUCUGUAUAAACAGACGCAGAUGCGUACACAAAUUUUGGGCGGAUAUACGCAGCUUUAAUUGGAUGAGUAGUUUUAGACUACGAAGCAGGCCUCGCAUGGCAUCAAGUGUCAGAAUUAUGAGCAAUUGGAUGAAAAUAUAGACCCGGUUAGGCAUCCAGGUUUAGCUAGUU